GGCACAGGCCACACGUGAGCCACUGACAGUCAGAUGAGGGCCCAGUUCCAGGAGCCGCGACAAUGUAAGAAGCCAGGCGCUCCCAGGCCCCUGCCCGAGCCUCGGAGGCAGGUGACGCAGGUCCCGUGGCCCCCGCUGGGGCGCAUAAGGCUGCGGCGGUGCCGGGAAGCCGCUUGAGGUCCCACGACUUUCUCUAGCUGACUUCGGCCGAGCGGAAGGGGCCCUAGUCCGCGGAGCCUCGGUACUGGGCGCGGUCCCGGAACGGCUCUGCCCUCUUCCUGUGCGCUACGCUCGCCGCCGACCCCCGGGGCUCUCCGCACCCUGCAAACCGCCCGGCUUCUCCGCGCCCGCGCGCUGCGCUGCCCGCAGCGACCAGGUGCUUGCCAGCCUGUACACCCUGGCCCUGAGCCGUGCAGCUGGACAGGGCCUCUCAGAAGCUCUAGGGCUUGAAUUUACCCCGAGGAAACAGGGUGUGGCAUUCCCCUGCACAGCCUCACCAUGUGUGGGGCACAGAUCGAGAAGUAUGUGGCUGCCAUGGUGCUGAGUGCAGCUGGAGAUGCCUUGGGAUACUUCAAUGGGAAGUGGGAGUUUCUUGACAAUGGGGAAAAGAUUCACCAGCAGUUGGCCCAGCUGGGCGGCUUGGAUGCCAUAGAUGUGGAGAGGUGGAGAGUGAGCGACGACACAGUGAUGCACCUGGCCACCGCAGAGGCUCUCAUCGAAGCCGGGAAGGUCGUGGACUUGUCUCGAUUGUAUCCACUCCUUGCUAAGCAUUACCAAGACUGCAUGGGAGACAUGGAUGGCCGGUCACCAGGGGGCACCUCAAUGCACUAUGCCAUGCUACUGGAGCCAGACAAGGCGAAUGGCUGGAAGAUUCCCUUUAACAGCCAUGGGGGCGGCUGUGGGGCUGCCAUGCGGGCCAUGUGCAUCGGUCUCAGGUUCCCUCACCACAGCCAGCUGGGCAUGCUGGUCCAAGUGAGCAUCGAGAGUGGCAGAAUGACCCAUCACCACCCCACAGGCUACCUAGGAGCCCUUGUGUCUGCUCUUUUCACAGCCUAUGCUGUGAGCGGCAAGCCUCCCUGGCAAUGGGGAAAAGGACUGUUGGAGGUGCUACCCAAAGCUAAAAAGUACAUUGUCCAAUCAGGUCACUUUGUGGAGAAGAAUCUUCAACACUGGUCCUACUUCCAAGACAAAUGGGAAAAGUACCUAAAACUUCGAGGGAUUUUAGAUGGCAAAUCAGCUCCAACCUUCCCCCAGCCCUUUGAUGUGAAGGAGAGGGAUCAGUUCUAUAGCUCCAUGAGCUACUCCGGCUGGGGUGGCAGCAGUGGGCACGAUGCCCCCAUCAUUGCCUACGAUGCCGUCCUGGCUGCAGGAGACUCCUGGAAGGAGCUCGCCCACCGAGCCUUUUUUCACGGCGGAGACAGUGAUUCCACAGCUGUCAUUGCUGCCUGCUGGUGGGGAGUAAUCUAUGGAUUUAAAGGCGGUAAAUUCUUACUCAGCUCAGGUGGAGCCUCCUGGGCGAAGGUUUGGGCACUUGGCUGCUUUCUCCCCACCACACCCAGAGCCUUCUGUCAGCCCAGUCACCACGCUGCUCAUGUUGUGUGGGGACGUGCAUGUCUGGGGGCGAUUGCAGACCCCUCAUGAGGGAUUGCAUCUUCUUCUCUUUGUGGCCUCCCUGUCUGACUCCCGAGAGACAUUUAAUAAAUAUUUACUUUGGAAGUUCAUCAAAUUGUGUUGAUGUGAGGACUUUUGAUGUGCAGUUCGGCAUCUGUCUCAUGCAUCCUCUACUGGCUGCCAGGAGUGACUUGUCAUGCGCUGUAAGACGUGGAGGGCUUGACGCUUUAACCAUGCCCGUGUGCUGACCUGCAUGAGAGAAAGCUCUUUACUCCAUUUGAAGAGAGACACCAGCAGAAGCAUGGGAUGAAAAUUCUUUUACACAUAAAAGAAGAAGGAAAUUCCAAAGCACUUUCUGUGGCUCAAAAAACUUUCAUAUGUAUUUCAGAAAACAAACAUGUUAUAAAUAUGACAACCAGGAUAACAGAUUCUUCAGCAAGAUAGCCAAAGAGAAUUGCAGACUUUUAGGAGUGGUGGGUUACAAUUCACAGAACACGUUAAUAACCUCUCAUAUUCCCAUGUCUUAAAAUACUUCUUUGUCUUAACCUGUGGGAUCUGACACUAUCUCCAGGUAGAGAGUGUCAGAAUUGAGUUAAAUUGUAGGACACCCCGCUGGUGCCCCAGAGAACUGGUGGGGGAAGGCCCCUCACAUCUGGUGUCAGAAGUGUUAUGAGUAUGGCAGUGGUGUGAGAGUCAGGAGACACACAGGAGGAAAAAAUGGCUCUUUAUAAAACACUAACUGACCUGUGUGUCAUUCUAGUGGAUGAGGACGUGGUCACUGGUGGUAGUUUUUCCAGUUCAAGUCCCUGUUCUGCAAUUAACUAGCUGUGUAACUCUGGACAAGUGAUCUAACCUCACUUUACCUCUGUUUCUAAAUGUGUAUAAUGGGGCUAAUAGUAUUACCUAUACUUUGUGGAGUUAUUUCUUGGAUUACAUAGAAUAAAAGCUGAUAUAAUAAGCACUCAAACUAAAGGGUGGGAGACAUGUCAACAUAUACUAUGUAUGUAUUACAGAUAACUGCAAAAAAAUGUAUCUGGUGUCUUUCCAUUAGUCAUGAAAUGGAGGCCCAGGGAAGAUCCCAGAUGGAUCACUUCCAGCCAGUUUCCUGCACCACUGGGGAGACACAACCCAGGGGAACCCCGGAGUUUCCUCUGACGUUAAUAUUCUCGUGGAACCAACCACCUUGCAUUACUGCACACCCAGUGAUGAGCCUCAAGGUUCACAAAUUCUUCCAAGUCAGGAGAUGUCAGGGAACAAACAUUAAACCGUAGAAUUUUAGUAUCAAACUGUCAUUUAAAAAACUACAAUUUUCAGUUUCUCUCAACACUUGGAGGCUUGGACACACCUGGGGGGAACAUGGCUUCUCUAUUCUGGAAAAACCACACGUGGUCUUUUGUCUGGGCAAAUGUAAAGCAGACUCUACCUCUUUCUUGGGAAAACAAGAGACAAAAUAUGGCUGGUUUUGAUUAAUUUUUUAAAAAAUUGAAGUAUAGUUGAUGUACAAUAUUAUAUUGGUUUCAAGUAUACAACAUAGUGAUUUGAUA
Messenger RNA from Manis javanica (Malayan pangolin), 3155 nucleotides. RefSeq names its product ADP-ribosylarginine hydrolase (gene ADPRH). Lineage: Eukaryota; Metazoa; Chordata; Mammalia; Pholidota; Manidae. Gene Ontology annotation, biological process: protein de-ADP-ribosylation. The record is from RefSeq and is a predicted model, not a curated record. Gene Ontology annotation, molecular function: ADP-ribosylarginine-[protein] hydrolase activity; magnesium ion binding.